CUUGAUUAGUGCGCAUGUCCAUCCUUGGGUUGCGGUGGAAACCCGCCGAUUUAUUAUAGAAACAAGCGUGGCGUAGUCCCCAGCCAGCCAUCUGAUUGGUCCGCUGAUCAACCCCAGCCGUGAAAAAGCGAAUAAACCUUGAGAAGUUGCUGACUGCGCCCCCCAAAUCCUCCCACUGACGCGAAUGCCGAUUGUUGAUCAUCAGCCUCGUCUUCUUAAAAACCAUCCUCCCAGCCUUCCUCAUCGUUUUUUCUCAGUAUUCUCACAAACUCACCUCCUCAUUAACUCUUCACCCACGGUCGCAAUAUCGAAACAAUACCCCACGAUAAGCAAGGAAACACAUCGACGUCAUCUCCACACACCGUCAUCAUGGGUAAAGGCGGUCGCAUUGUCUGCAUCUUCACUCCAUACGUCCUCACCAUCGCAUCUUUAAUAUGCAUCAUCAUGGUGGGACUCGGCUGCACGAAAUCCAGCUCAGACACGCUAGAUGAGCUCUACUUUUUCAGAGCCAACCUGCAAAACAUCACCUCCAAAGCCUCAGACACCGCAUCAACCGUACAGUCAGUCGUCGACGACCUGACCGGUGUUUCGGAUGGCGAUCUCUCCGCGGCACUGGAUGAAAUCGAAUCGGAAUACAACAUCGCAGACUUCUACACCAUCGGUCUCUGGGGCUACUGUGAAGGAAACAUCACCAACAGCAGCACCUACCACACCACCAACUGCUCCAAGCCCGUGUCGGAAUUCUGGUUCAACCCCCUCGAAGUCUGGAACUUGGAAGAGACCGGUCUGGAGAAUGCCCUCCCCAGCAACGUGAAGAAAGCCCUCAACACCUACAAAGCUGUCUCCAAAUGGAUGUUCAUCGCUUACAUCAUCGCCUUUGCUGCCACCGUCGCCGAGCUGGUGGUCGGAGUCUUUGCCAUCUGCAGUCGCUGGGGUAGCUGCGUGACGAGCUUAGUAUCUGCCGUCGCAUUCUUCUUCACCACCGCCGCCUCCAUCACUUCCACCGCCAUGUUCGCCGUCCUCAAGGGCGUCUUCAAAGCCGAUCUCGAACAAUACGGCAUCAAAGGCGCCAUGGGCAAGAACAUCUAUGUCGCCACCUGGCUCGCCGUCGCCUUCUCCCUCGGCGCCAGUCUCUUCUGGGUCCUCAGUUCCUGCUGCUGCUCCGGUCGCUCCCCUUACAACCACCGCAACCGCAACAACACCCGCGGCGUCAUGGCCGAAAAGACCCCCUACACCUACGAAGCCCUGGGUCCUUACGGCCAACCCCAGCAAACCCCCUACACCAACACCUCUUACCCCCCUCCCCCUCCUACCCACGGAAACCAGGCCCCGACAAGGACGAACGUCUAUGAGCCAUUCCGUCACGUCUAACCGCACAAAACCACAUACUUCACAAAAAAAGAAAAGGAAAAAAGAUAACCCCCAAAACAAGAAAGGGAAACCCAAUAUCCACGCGUUUUGCUUGGAGAUAAUGACCACCUUAUGAUGAUACUCUCUUUUUCUUAUAUUUUGUUUCUAGCCAAGAGAACGGCAUUUAGUACAUACCCGUGAUACCCGAGUAUGAAGGGGGGUGGGAGAAUAGAUUUAUGGGGAAUACUCUUGGCAUGAUGAUUGAUGCAAGCUGCAUUUGUAUAUGAAUUUGAAAUCAACUUAUCUAUCUGGAUACUUAUUUCUGUGUCGUUUACUGUAUAUUGUAUUGUAAUAAAAUGUACAGAACCUAGAUCUUGGGUGUAGCCCUGUUUGUAAACGAAAG
Molecule: messenger RNA, 1753 nt
Organism: Aspergillus sclerotioniger CBS 115572
Lineage: Eukaryota; Fungi; Ascomycota; Eurotiomycetes; Eurotiales; Aspergillaceae
Product: SUR7/PalI family protein
Exons: 3
Coding region: 370-1371 (333 amino acids)
Biological process (GO): fungal-type cell wall organization
Cellular component (GO): cell cortex of cell tip; plasma membrane
Source: RefSeq, a predicted model, not a curated record